AUGCCUGCAUUACUGGGGCACUUUCUGAGUCAUUCAGUGCACUUUGCUGACCACACUCCCACUAAGGGCUGUGAUGACUGGCACUUACUUACUACGCUACCACAGACCGAUUCCACAGGGAAGUUGUUUGUACAGACUAGGACAGGCCAGGAAGUUCUUAGCAGGGUGAAGCACUUCAUGAAGCAACACAUCCUCCCAGCUGAAAAGGGGGUAAUUGAGUUCUAUGUUCAAAAUGAAAAUUCAGUGGACAAGUGGAAAAAAUCUUUAGUGAUUGAUAAACUCAAAGAAAUGGCCAAAGCAGAAGGCUUGUUUUUGCCAGUGGUGAGCUGUCUCAACCAGGUGGACUAUGCCUUCAUUGCUGAAGAAACAGGAAAAUGCUGUUUCGCUCCAGAUGUCUUUAACUGCCAAGCACCAGACACAGGGAACAUAGAGGGGCUCUACCUCGAUGGAAGUGAAAAGCAGAAACAGCAGUGGCUUGAGCCACUUCUUCAAGGGAGCAUUGCCUCGUGCUUCUGUAUGACAGAGCCCAAUGUAGCUUCAAGUGAUGCCACAAAUAGUGAAUGUAGCAUGUGACAGGAUGGAGAUAGCAAUGUAAUUAAUGUCAAGAAAUGGUGGAGGGAGGGGUGGUUAAGAGCUGGGCAUCCAAGGUGCAAGAUUGCAAUUGUUAUGGGAAGAACUAAAAAUACCUCUGCAAACAGAUACAAACAACACAGCAUGAUUCUUGUUCCUAUCAAUACAACUGGAGUAGGGGUGAUAAGGCCUUUGUCAGGUUUUGGCUACCUGGAUAAUCCCCAUCGAGGACAUUUUGAGAUCCAUUUUAAUCAAGUGUGAGUUCCUGCCGCCAAUUUAAUACUAGGUUAAGAUGGGGGAUCUGGAAUUGCCCGAUGCCGCCUUGAACCUGGCAGAAUCCACCACUGUGUGAGAACAGCAGGUUUGGCGGAACGCUUGCGGAUCAUGUGGGAAAGGGCAUUACACAGGAUGGCCUUUAAGGAGAAACUAUGUUCACAUGAGGUCAUGGCUCCCUGGAUUGCCGAAAGCCGCUUUGCCAUUGAGGAGAUCUGCCUGUUGACCCUGAAAGCUGCCCACAGCCUGGACACUCUGGGUCCUAAGAAAGAGGUGGGGCCGCUUGGACCAUCGUCUGCCAAACCACCUCCAGUUUCUCCCACCCACUGGGCAUGUCAACUUUCAUGGUGCCUUAACGGCACUCAGAAUAUUGGAAGCUUUCAUGUGAUGUUGGUUUAAAGGUUAUAAAUGUUAUGUCCCAGGUAGCUCUCCUUUGAUUGUUAGCUUUAGGGAAUGGUUUUCAGGAUGCGGAAUAUCUUCAGCAUUUUAAAGAUGCAGCACAGGGAGGAGGAAAAUCCUAGACUUUAUACAGAUUUGGGAUUGUAUCCAGUAUGUCGCUUUCUGCUAGCCUUGUGACCUUGGGCAAACCAGCCCUUCUGCCUGAGUCUAGGGUUCUAGUAAAGAGUGAUCACGAUGACAGAGAAUAUACAGUGCUAUACUGCCACAUACUAAUAGUUCAUACAGGGCCUCUCUGUCCUGGCCUUCUUAUGUUUCUGGCUUAUGUGGAAUAAGAAUAUGAUUGUUUAUUAAAAGCUAAUAAAAUUGCCCUAAGAAAACCGAUUAGUGAAGACUAAUCAAUUUUAUGUUCUCUGAAGUGAUCGGUGUGAUUCAUCAGCUGCCUGAGAUCCUUUUGGAAACACGGCAAGUUAUAAAUAAAUGAAUACAAUGUGAUUUGGCAGAGCUCUCUCUUUCCAGAAGGGCUGUACUGACUGAAAUAUGGCUAUUAGCCUCGCAGCGGAUCUGCUGGCUUUCAUCAAAGAUCCUGUUUCAGUAGAGAAUGCACGUGGGAAAGUUCCCUUGUUUCAUUUCACAAAGAAAAUACAAAUUAUAUUAAAUUUUGCCACAAUGUUUAUUGUCUAAGACAGGAAAAUUCUUUUUAAAUCUUGCUUAUAUGGAUUGCAGUAAUUAAAGUGACUGCCCGUCCUACUGUCAGCACAGUCAUUGAUCAGGCCACCCAAGUGUGUGGAGGGGCAGGUGUUUCCCAGGAUUACCCUCUGGCUAACAUGUGAGUGGGUGCCAUUUAAUAACCUUUUACAUUUGAUAGGCUUGGAGUUAAAAAGCUGUAGCUGCCAUGACACUAAUUGUUUAAGAAGAAAAUAAAGAUACUAACUUAAAGUAUAAUUGAGGGUUAAAUAAAGUAAUAUAGGUACUUUAAUAUAGAGCUCUGUACCAAUAUAUAGUUGCUUUUAUGAACACCAUUAUCGUUUCACUCAAUUAUGUUAACUUUUACACUGGGGACACACUGGGGCUCCUGGGCUAUGGAGAAACAGCGUGGGGGUUCACCCUGAAACAGGAAGGAGAGGACGGGAGCAGAGACAGCCAACGGGAGCCCAGAGCCAGGCUGCGGUAUGUCCCGAGCACAGCUCACCACCUCUGGAGGGAGGCCUGGCCGUUGGCAGUAGUGUAUGCCGGUGGCCACCUCCUGCCCACAUUCUGGUUGCUGGAGUCAAGAAGGAACCCUCUCUGCUGUCCAUCACCACACAGGCAUGGGACCACCUUCUCUGCCACCCUGGAUUUAGGAGUCUGAAGCCCCACCGAUUUGCCCCGAUCAAUUUUUAGCUUUAAGAAAGAAUUAAAUAUGUGGUACUGUAUAGUUCUAGUAUGUAAGUAUUACAUAUUUAUACUUCACUGCUUGUGGCUUACCUAAAUUCCUCUUAGUUCUAGCAACUUCUAGUAGUCUACAGCAAAGCAAGACUGAGAUUAAGCCCACUGCACUGUGCCCUUUCAGAUUCUGCUUCCCUAGGUGGGAACUUUAAGUGGCAUCUCACAAGCCCUUGGGUGUCCUUUCCUUGACUUUCACUGUGCUUUUUCUUAUCAAUGCCUUGGCAAGAUUUAAAAAAUUAAUAGUCCUGGCUUCGAAUCACAGAGACUGACGUUAAAGUAUCAAGUCUCUCUGUGGUAACUCCCACAUCCCUGCCCUUUUGUUUGUCCAGGUAGGCCUAAUUUGAACUCUGUGCUUGGCAGAUGGGCCUGAUGAAGUCCACCUCUAAGUGAUGAAGAAUGGAGCUUCAGGACCAAGCUGGAGGCUUGAGUAGGGAGGCCACACCAUCUCGGCUUUGGACAGACGUCAUGGGUUCCAGAAAUAUGAAUGUCAGUUCUGUUUUUUGCAGUAUGAGAACAGAAUUACUCUCUUGGUAAAGAUUUGAGCAUCUAUUUUGAUCAGUAGGUUUUAUAAUUUCAAGGGUCACACAGGUUUAAGAUAAGUAUGAACUUCUAUAGCUAUUGUCAUUCAGUCUAAUACCUGAGUGUUUUACAUUUAUUUUUUAAACACUCAACUUCUGAAGAGUUCAUGUAAAUUGGAGAGCUAAACCAGGGGCAUAAAAAUAUUUUCACUUUUUGUUCUCAGGAAUUGUUCAUUUGAAUAAAUAUGCAAGGAAUAGGUAAUCAUUACUUUGUAAGAAAUAUAGUGGGAUGUCCUUUUUAACACUGGUUUGAGGGGUUGGUUUAACUUUGUAGUAAUGGCUUCGCUGGAGAAAGAUGCAUGACUUAUGUGGUCAUUUCAGAAUUCGUAUCAGUAUAAGCCUCUUCCUAAUUCAAUAGGAAGCACUUACACAUGAAAUCUGAAUGUAGUUUAAAGUUUACUAGAAAGCAUGACAUAUAAUAUGAAAACACAAUUAAGAAAAUUUUGGAUUAUUUACAAUAUGUUGAUGAGAAUAGUAGAUAGUUUAAACUACAAGAAAGUUAUUCAGUUUUGAGAGAAUACUAAGGAUAGUCUGCUUGAAUGCCAUCCUGUUAGUAGUGAUGCCGGGGUCUUGUUCAUGGAGUCGAAGAAUGAACUUCACAAACACUCAAGGUGGGAGAGCAAGGCAGAGAAUUUUAUUUAGAGAUAGAGUGAGAGGACAGAGCUCCCGGCUCAGGCCAGGAGGGGACAAGAGAGUCCCGGUUGGUGCGUUGCCUAGGGGUUUUAUAGACAGUUGAGAGACAAAGGGCUAGGGAUGUACACCUGCUAAGUGGUCCCAAAAUGUUUAUCUUUGAAGAGACUUUACAUUUCUUAGUCUUCCUGGUUAUUUACAAGAAUUUUACUGCUCUGAUUUCCACCCAGGAUAGCAGCUUCCUGGUCUGGGAGCAUAUCACUCAAGGCAGCCUGCUUUGCUCCCAAGGUGGGCUGAGUUAUUGUCUGUUUGUUAAAGAGUAUGUUAAGAAACUUACUUUUUAACAAAUUGCAUUUUAAAGGACAAUCUAAUUUUCAAGAUGAAAUCCUUCCUGUUUUUACUAGGUUGUUUUGGGCUUGCUUGCUAUAUUGCCCAGGUUGCAAAUUAUUUGUUUAGAGCUGGAGGAAGAAAAGCAGCACCUGGGUAAAUCAGAAAAACAAGCUGGGCCCCACAGCAGGCUAAAGCAAAUCCCACAAUGGAUAUCUUGCUUUGUUUUUUUCCGGAGACCCUCACCCUACUUUGCCUAAGCCCAUGGUCCCUGUCUCAGUAGCAGCACCCCAAGCAAACAGCCUUGUGUCUCUUUGAGUCAGUGCUGUCCCGUAUAGCAGCCACUGGCCACAUGCAACUCUUGAGCACUUGAACUGUGGCUAGUGCAGCUAAGGCACUGAGUUUUCUUUAGUUUUAAAAAUUUAAAUUUAAAUAUCGAUUCUUAACUCAGUUACUGGAAAA
This is a messenger RNA of Manis pentadactyla (Chinese pangolin), 4664 nucleotides long. It is a transcript of the gene ACAD11, whose product is annotated as acyl-CoA dehydrogenase family member 11. Lineage: Eukaryota; Metazoa; Chordata; Mammalia; Pholidota; Manidae. The record is from RefSeq and is a predicted model, not a curated record. Gene Ontology annotation, molecular function: flavin adenine dinucleotide binding; oxidoreductase activity, acting on the CH-CH group of donors. Gene Ontology annotation, cellular component: mitochondrion.